Molecule: messenger RNA, 632 nt
Organism: Drosophila rhopaloa
Lineage: Eukaryota; Metazoa; Arthropoda; Insecta; Diptera; Drosophilidae
Exons: 1
Coding region: 80-313 (77 amino acids)
Molecular function (GO): protein binding
Source: RefSeq, a predicted model, not a curated record
GUUUUCUUUGAACAGUUGCUGAAAUAGGUCUACAAGUUCCUCAUAAUUUUGAUUUAGUUGGCACUCCUACAAAAGAGAUAUGAAGUGCCUGGCUUUAAUGGUUUUUUUGUGCCUUUUGGCUAUACUAUUUUCGGGAGCCACGGAGGCCAGCUAUUGUCCCUGCAAUCUUCUCAAGGCGGAGGUGUGCGGCUCCAAUGGUGUAACAUACAAAAACCGGUGUUUUUUUGAAUGCACGCAGCGGGUAUACAGGAAGCUCGGACGGAUUCUGAACGUCCGUAAGGUGGGAUCUUGCCAAGCUAAUCGCUAUUUUUAACCAACUUAAUUAUGUGCAAUAAUAAAAAAAACUGCUGACUUGACAAUGGUUUUGUAUUGUUGCUUAAAUCACAUUUGCCAGGCAAAGAUUUCAAGGCUGAAGAUUUCAAAUUGUUGAGUUGAAGUGUAAGCAAGGUGACUGAAUCUCAUGUUAUUGUUCUGUAUACUCUGCGUAUUAAAGAAGCGAUGAAUCCCUAUACAUUCAAGUGAACGCGAAAAGUAAAUAAAUGCGAUUAUUAAUACUUACAGAUUCUUAAUGUAUAUAGUUUUUAAGCAAAAGAAUUGUCUUAAAAAUCGGAAAAAAUAAAAUAUAAAUAGUA